AUGAAUUCGAACCAUUUAUUCAAAGAGCAUUCUUCUCAUUUUCUGGAUUCCGAAGGUCCCAUACUUUUGGAAGGAUUAUAUUCUUCUCAAAACUUGCGGUUCACCAUGCACUGUCGUACACGAUUCUUGAAUCCAUUUAUCAAUCCAACACUUUCCAGUUCACUUUCAGAAAUUCUACCAAAUCAUCAGCUGAAAACGACUGAAUCAAUGGCAAACUCAAUCUUCAAAUCCCACGUAUUCCGCAAAAACUCUCGAGAAAUGUGCCUGUGGCCUAAAACCAUUCUCCCAAACAAUGCUACUCUAUCCAGUUGUAGACGAUUCUCCAACCUACCUUUUCUUCUACCUAAUCAUAUUCGUCUUCGUUCUUCUUCUCUUCCGAUUUGCCGUAGUCUUCUUGUUCAUCUUGUUCCUUGUGUUCCUCUGCACCGACGUCGUUUAUCUCCUGACUUCGUUUCUAUGUCCUCCAUAACCCCGUCACAGGACAUCGGUGCCAAUCCCCCUAAAACUGUGAGGUGA
Messenger RNA from Fraxinus pennsylvanica, 516 nucleotides. NCBI's taxonomy places the organism in Eukaryota, Viridiplantae, Streptophyta, Magnoliopsida, Lamiales, Oleaceae. The record is from the annotation of a GenBank genome assembly.